This is a messenger RNA of Peromyscus californicus insignis, 787 nucleotides long. RefSeq names its product coiled-coil-helix-coiled-coil-helix domain containing 2 (gene Chchd2). Gene Ontology annotation, biological process: positive regulation of transcription by RNA polymerase II; mitochondrion organization. Lineage: Eukaryota; Metazoa; Chordata; Mammalia; Rodentia; Cricetidae. The coding region runs from base 87 to 548 and encodes 153 amino acids. The transcript has 4 exons. Gene Ontology annotation, molecular function: sequence-specific DNA binding. Gene Ontology annotation, cellular component: mitochondrion; nucleus. The record is from RefSeq and is a predicted model, not a curated record.
UCCGCUCUCCUUGGUAGAAGUUGCUGGACAGUCGUGGGCGUUUCGCAGUUAGUCGUUUUCUGACUCCGAGAGUGUGAGCGCUUAGGAUGCCGCGUGGAAGCCGAAGCCGCUCUUCCCGGGUGGCCCCUCCGGCCAGCCGGGCCCCUCAGAUGAGGGCUGCUCCCAGACAAGCACCUGCAGCUCACCCUCCAGCAGCAGCUGCACCAUCUGCAGUUGGCUCACCUGCCGCCGCCCCCAGGCAGCCAGGCCUGAUGGCCCAGAUGGCCACCACUGCAGCUGGUGUGGCUGUGGGCUCCGCAGUGGGGCACACCCUGGGUCAUGCCAUCACCGGGGGCUUCAGUGGAGGUGGUAAUGCUGAGCCCGCAAGGCCUGACAUCACUUACCAGGAGCCCCAGGGAACCCAGCCUGUGAACCAGCAGUCUUUUGGGCCUUGCUCUCUUGAGAUCAAACAGUUUCUGGAGUGUGCCCAGAACCAGAGUGAUGUCAAGCUCUGCGAGGGCUUCAAUGAGGUGUUGCGGCAGUGCAGAAUUGCAAAUGGUCUGAUCUAAUCAAGAAGUUGAAACUGAAGAAAUUGAAAUGGGCUCUACAUGAUUGGCAGUGCAAGUGUGGACCCUGACUAAACCUUCCUUCUAAUAGCUCCAUUGCUUGAGAAUAGCUAUUAAAGAGUUCUAAUUGUGUAGAUAUUCACUGAGGCUUGUAGUAGUGUUGGCACUGGGCAAGUGAUGGCCUCCUGAACCAACUGUGUUGUGUUUUGUGAGUUAAUGAAAAUAAAGUUGUUUUCUUCUGA